This is a messenger RNA of Fomitopsis serialis, 897 nucleotides long. RefSeq lists its product as uncharacterized. The transcript has 2 exons. The record is from RefSeq and is a predicted model, not a curated record. The coding region runs from base 35 to 541 and encodes 168 amino acids. Lineage: Eukaryota; Fungi; Basidiomycota; Agaricomycetes; Polyporales; Fomitopsidaceae.
GCUCUCUUCCUGUGAUGCGCCCUUCUUCUUUCUCAUGGCCACCUUAGACCGCUACGCGACUGCAGCAUACCACCACAGGCCCCCGCAGAUCCACGCCCGCCUGCCCUCGGGCUCCGUGUCGUCCCACCCACGCGUCUUCGAUGCUUCUGUCGUCCCAUACGCGCCCGAACAAGCCCAACAACAAACACGCCAUCUCGAACCACCCGAGGUGCUACCGGACACAGAGCGGUAUUACCAUGACGACGAGGACGUAGACGCAGACGCAGACACUGAAGAGGACUAUGAUUUCGACGACUCUGGGGACAUCGACAUGGCUGUGGACGCAGGCCGGACGCAGCGCGCCCGUACGAUGACCUAUGACCCCGCCCUCGAGAGCGCGCUCAGCCGCCCUCUCACCUUCCACGAGCGCGAGCUGCUCGAGCAUCUCAACCGCCUCAAGUUCUUCCUCGCCACCGCCCCUGCGCGGUGGACGCACUCUCCUUCAUCUUCUCCCGGCGGCUCGAACACCCUUCCGACGACCCGAUGUCGCACCCGGCACUGAACCGUUUCCUCCUGCCGAACAUGGAGUACGUGAGCUGCGUACUUUGGGACGGGCUAUACCACAUCACGGGCACAGACAUUGUGCGUGCCCUUGUCUUCCGCUUCGAGGCGUUCGGCCGGCCCGUGCGCAACAUGAAGAAGUUUGAGGAGGGCAUAUUUAGUGAUCUGAGGAAUUUGAAGCCGGGCGUGGAUGCGUGUCUCGAGGAGCCAAAGUCGCCGUUCCUCGAACUCCUGUUCAAAUACCAGUGCAUCCGCACGCAGAAAAAGCAAAAGGUGUUCUACUGGUACGACCCUCCCUCCGAUACCCUACCGUCCGCGCCUCUCACUCCUCGCAGGUUCUCCGUGCCGCACGACCGU